ACCUGUUGACGGCGUUCACCAGUUUUGAGUCGACGCCCACUCGACGCCAGAGCGGGUAUCUGAACGACUGCGAGCUGUCGAUGCUUAAGUUGGCCUCCAAACACCCGGUGCUGUUCCUAAGGCAGCUACCAAUGAUACCGGCGCUCCUGAAGGGCAAAGUCAGUUCCGUGGCGUACGAUGUGUUCAAAAGUCGCAACUAUUUGUCGACAUUUAAGAAAAUACUGAAUAUUAUGAGACUUUUGAAGCCUCACCUCUGGAACAAAGACGUGAAGGGCUUGAAUGAGUUGUUGCUGUCGUAUAUACAGCUGUUUACCGAUUAUUAUCGGUGCGCCGGUAGAGAACUGUUGCCCGUGUUAUCGCAGUUUCUGUACCUAAUCGAUGAUUGGAUCAAAUUUGACUGCGAAUCAGCCAAAGCGUGGAUUAAAGCCAACAGAAAGACUAUUGUUGAUCUCUCGUCGGUAUACCCGGAGCAACAGCUGUUCAAAUCGCUGCUGUCUGGCCUACCCUUCCAAUCGCAGUCACAUCACGAGAAACACUACUCGGAAAACCUUUUGCUAAGACUUCGUGAGGGCCGCAGACAUGACGAGCGCAUGGAUGGCAUACUCAAUGAAAUCGACAAACUGUCCGACUCUAAGCCCGAUGUGUUGGAGUACUUUGCGGAUGAUUUAAGACAAUUAUACUUCAAUGCCUUCACGCGGGAAAUGGCGUUUAAACUGACCAUUAAGCUCCUGAACCACAACCCGAGUCUAGCCGACCGAUUUGUGCCCACGUAUUGCCAGUGUCUACAGCGGAACGACUCAUAUUUGGCGAACUUAGCGCUCGACUAUUUGCCAGAAUUUGUAAUUCUAGCUCAA
Oppiella nova is the source of this 854-nucleotide messenger RNA. The record is from the annotation of a GenBank genome assembly. Lineage: Eukaryota; Metazoa; Arthropoda; Arachnida; Sarcoptiformes; Oppiidae.